ACUGGCUGCGGCAGGAUCGGUUUGGGAGCCAUGGGCCGUCGGCUCAUCCGCGGUGUCUCUGGAGCCGCAGUCUUCCUUGCCAGCGUGGCUCUCCUCUCCAUGCGGCACCGUGGGGCUCGGGAAGCAGCUCAGUACCCAGGGACCGGGGAGGGGAUGUUGGAGAAGCCAGAGCAACAGAGCGAAGGGAGCCCAGAGGGAGCUGGUGGCAGGGGGCAGAAGGACCUCAGACUCCAUCCUCCGGCGGUAUACAGGACUGAGGGAAGCCUGACACUUGGGGACAUUUUCAUAGCUGUGAAGACAACCAAGAGGUUUCACCAGAGCAGGAUGGAGCUGCUCCUGGACACGUGGAUAUCCCAGGCCAGUGAACAGACCUACAUCUUCACUGAUGAAGAAGACGGUGCCUUGAAAAGGAGAAUGGGUGGCCAUGUGAUCUUCACCAACUGCUCUGCCGAGCACAGCCACCUGGCCCUGUCCUGCAAGAUGGCUGCAGAGUUCAACGCCUUCCUGGCCAGUGGCCUGAGCUGGUUUUGCCACUUGGAUGAUGACAACUACCUGAACCCUCGGGCGCUCCUGAAGCUCUUGUCCUCCUUCGCGGAGACAUGGGAUGUUUACCUGGGCAAACCCAGCCUGAACAGACCCAUCCGGGCCUCUGAAAUGCUGCCAAACAACCAGACGAAAUCCGUGCGCUUCUGGUUUGCCACGGGAGGCGCCGGGUUCUGCAUCAGCCGCAAGCUGGCGAGGAAGAUGGUGCCCUGGGCCAGUGGCAGGAACUUCCUGAGCACUUCCGAGCUCAUCCGCCUGCCGGAUGACUGCACCGUGGGUUACAUCAUCGAGUGCAAAGUUGGUGGGCAGCUGAUUCCCAAUGCACUCUUCCACUCCCACCUGGAGAACCUGCAGCUCAUCCCCACCUCUCAGCUCCUGCAGCAGGUCACCCUCAGCUAUGGUGUGUUUGAGAACAAACUCAAUGUCAUUGAGCUGAGCGGCCCCUUCUCACCCCAGGAGGAUCCCUCAAGCAGGUUUCGAUCCCUCCACUGCCACCUCUAUCCCAACACCUCCUGGUGCCUGCAGGCUGUUGGCUGGUGAUGCCUGAGCCUCAGCUGCAGCGAUCCAGGUGACACCUGUUCACCUGUAGGGAGUGGAACACUGAAGAAGCUUGGUGCUCCCAAUUUCACCUUCACCCUGGUGGUCUUGGCGCUCUGCGAUGGCUUUCUUGGUCCUCGCUCAGUUCUGGUGACACAGGACAAGAGACAAGGUCUGAUCCAAAGAUGGAUAAGAUGAAUGAAUGAGCUUCUCAUCUGAGCUGGGAUAUGUGCAAGGGAUGGGAGCAGUACGCCUUCUGAGCAGAUCAAGGAUCGGAUAGUGACUGCUGGGCAUUUGGGUAGAGAUGAGGACUUGCUGCUGCUGCUCUGUGCCCUGGCUGCAUCUUGCUGGACUAGAAAGGCCCUGUGUGUGCAUGUCUGAUGCCCCGCUCCUGGUAGGUGGCAGCAUGUCAUGGCUCCAGGCUCUCUGAGGAGGGCCUCUUCCUCCACAUCGGUGCUUUCCCGGCUGCCCACACUUUGCAGCCACAGACCUGCUGAGUCUCUGCAUAGUCAAAGUCUAUAGAAAUGGAAAAUAUGACCAUUUUUGGGCUGAAUGAAUCCUGGAAAAGCAUAGUCCUUGCUCAACAGGGGAGAGAUGGGCAGGAAGUACAAAGAAUUAGGAAUCCCCUGCUCUGCUGGGACAAAAGAGAGAGCAUGGAGUAAGGGAGCCAUGGGGAAACUGAGUGAGAUGGGGAUGGUUUCCGCAUUGAAUGUUGAAGGUCUGAUCUUGUAUGGUGCUGCAUUAUUCCUCUCCUUUUACCUUCUUGAUGUGGGGUCAGGAUAAUCUCUUGCUCUAAUUACCAACCUGUCGUCUCAGAUUAGAGUCCAGCUCCUGUCUGUGAGAAGAGACAUAAAGGAUUAGAGCUGGCUGAAAGAGAGGAGGAAGGAAGAGAUGGAGAAGGAGCGCUCAGGAGCGGAUUAGAGGUUACAGCUUUAUAAUCUUUUCUGUCCCCCAACCAAAAAAAUUAAGUCAUGAAGGAAUGGAAACAGCAAGGCAAAGAGCUUUUUAUCUUUGUGGGGCUUCCCUCUAGAUGCCAAUAGCAGCUUUCUGCCUUCCUGCUCUCCCUGCAGAGCGUAACAGGGGGAAGGAGUGGACCCAGAGAGGUUACAGGCUUUCUGGCAUGUUUGUGAAGGGUCCUUUUCUCAAUACAGUGCCCAGUGUGAAAGCUGGGCAAUGGUCCUUGCUGGGAAAUGAACUUUGGCAUCAUUUUGUCCUUAUACACACAGUUAAGUGGCUGGGGGAGGGUUUUGCAGGGAAACCUGGAAGGCAGAGAGGCUGCUUUAAAUGGCAGGUGGUGCCACAAACAGGUAUUUUUCUUUAAAGAGUAUUUCAAAACAGACUGCUGGGAUCUGUGAGAGAUCCUGUAAUCUCCAGAUGAAAGAACAAAUGCCCUUUCUCUAAAGAGCUGCUCAGCUUUGAUGCUGCUGAUGUGACUAAGCCUGCUGCUGGUGGGCUGGAAGAGCCAAAGGCGACUGUCACUAUGGCUUUGCCGUUUUGAAAACUGGCCACUUUGUCACCUCCUACAACCCCCAAGCACCAGCAUCUCCUACACAGUGCGCACAAAGUUUAAAGGAAAGACGUCAGAAGGACCUUCCACCUCUGCGAAGGGGGAUCUAGAAGGAACGAGCACUUUAAUUUCUGGAAAAAAAUGGAAGGCAGGAGCCUGCAGAGCUGUUUUCCAACCUGGUCAUUCUUACUGGCAUUUAGUCAGCUUGUGUAGCAGCACACAGCCUUGCUUUCUUCUGUUGCACAACAGGCCUGUGAAGUAGAAGUUCAUCAUGAGCAGGCACAGGAGCGAGCUGAUGCCAGUGACCAUUCCUUGAAUUGUGGAAAGCCCUUGGCUCACACGGCUAUGGCAGCCAAGAAUCCACAUGGCACAAAACAGGGACAUAGCUAUUGGAUGAGGGAUGCAGCACCAAGAAGUCCUGCCCCACGGGACUAGUGGUUUGGGUGCAACCAGAAGAUGAAAUACACUUUUGUGAGAAGGAAUGAAUCUUCAAGAGAAACCUACACUACUUGGAUAUUUCAUUUUUCCCCAUUCAGAUUUUCAGCUGAUGUUAAUAGAGACUUUGAGUUAAAAAGCUGGUCUUGGCUGUAGAUGUCCUGGUGACAAUCAGAGCAAAAUGUGAUUCAUGUGAAGAAACUGUUACAGCAGCUUCACUUCCCUGGGGUAAAAGCAAAGCAGAGAAACUGAAAGCUUGCUUUGGAUCCUGGCUUCAGCUGGUCUGAAUUGACCUGGUGCCUUUUGCAUGGUUGAAGAUCAGAUGUUAAAUGGGUUGAAUCCUUGAGUGGCUGCAUGGGGACCCGUUUAAGACUGGGUUUCCUUGCUGGAGCAGUUAAGUGCCACUUUUGUGGAAAAUGUGCUUCUCAUAAGGAAACAGAACAGAUGAGAAGAUGUCUGGGGCAGGCCAUCUCUUGGGCCAUAGAGAAAUGAAUGACAGAAAAGUCCUGCUAUGCCUGUGACGACAAUACGCUGGAAAGAGAAUAGCUUCUGAGUCGACAAAAGAAACCAGGUUUUCUCUAAGAACAGAGAGACAGCUUAAUGGGACGCUCACCGCAUGAAAGCUGAUCAACGUUAAAACAUGAGUUAAAAUUAGUUUCAGGAAUGGUUCCUGCCCCUGGGGCUUGCUGUCAGAUAUUGUGGUUUUACAGUCUCAUUUUCCUAGUUUAUUAAAAUGUUUAGCUGCUUGGGAAAAUGAGAAACAAUCUCAUGUGAAACUUUUCAGGGGGCUGUCUUCUUUUAUUCUCUUUCUCUUGGUGUAACAAAGAUUUUGGAAAGGUUCCACUGGGUCUAUUAAAUUUGUAUUUUCUUCUUUUUAAUUUUUUUUAAUAUCUCUACCUUUCUCUAGCUCACACUUACUUUUCUCAUUGCAGGGAAAAAAAAAAGAAACCUCUCCCAAGAACGAAAAGGAAUGGAGACAUGGUCUUUAUAUUUUACUGGGAAAAAUGGGGUCAAAGUCAAGGGUGUUGGCAUGACCCUGCUGUUGUACAACAUUAAGUGUAGUUCAAGGUUUCAAGUACAGACACCUCUGCCUGCCCAACACCAUAGCAACCAACACUAUUAAUGAUGUUUAAGCUGUGUACUGAAAAUUCAGAAAAAGGAGAAGGAGGGGGAAAAAAAGCAGUUACAGUAUUUGAAAUGUAAAAUAUUAAGUAAGGCUUUCAUGUUAACAAUAUCUUUUCUUCACUUUCCCCUUAGCGUCAAGAAUUUUUAUAAGAAAAGUCCUAUUUGACAGUGCAAAAAAAAUGCUAAUGACUAUCCUUUCUUUAGGGGAAAAGAAGUUAGUUGAAAUAGGUGGUAAAAUGCAGUUGUUGCUCAAGAUUUGAAGGGGAGAGAGAAGAAUAGCAACAGUAGACAAUGGUUCUGUCUCUGGUGCCAACUCCUCUUAACAGCUCUGCUGCCAAAGAAAAACAGAUUCCUGAGCCACUGUGGGAUUUGCCCAACUUGUACCCAGAUUGCAGCCUUCAGCUCUCUCCCCAGGCUUCUUACUAAGGAAGCAGCCUUCAAAAGGUGAGCAGUUUAUCAAACAGAAGUCAAAGGAUGAGAAAUGGGAACAGGAAGAAAGGAGAUGGGAAGGAGAGAAACCAUCAAGCAAGGCCUUGGAGGAGUAUGGUAGUUUUAGCAGUGCAUUGAAAGUGCUGUUUGGGGGCUGCCCAGCAAGAGCAGGAAAGGGGGUGUUGCCUGGCCCCCCAGGUCUGGAUUUUUUUUUGUGAUCAGGGCAAGUGCAGCUCACCAAUGCCACUGAGGAUGCCAGCCUGUGAGACAGAGUCCACCUUGGAAGAGGAGAGAUCAGUUUUGCUGGCCCUGAACCUCUUCUUUUUUUUAAACACUCCAGAUAAGUCAGUGGCUUUUCAUCAGUGUUACAGUCACUUGCUUACAACAGAUUUAGCUUCUCAAUUUACUUCUUCCGCCCUUGCUUACAAUGCAGGCUUUUCAGAUAGUCCAGAGUGAGAUCAGCAACUCUUUUGAUUAAUUUGUUAAAUUUCUUUUGUCUUCAAUCUCUGAAAAACCCGACUUGACAGCUGGCUCUAUACACUUCUGGGAUGGAUGGAAAGCUGAAGGAGGGUGGGUGACUGCUCCGUUCAGUAAGUGCAUGGUCACAGGGAAGCAUGGACCAUCCUUACGUUUUUCCUUGAGGAACCUGCUAGCAGUUGGUGCCUGAGAUGGAAUCUCAGACUAACUGGAACUUUCUCCUCUGCCAAAUAGUGCUCAUCAUGUGGCUCCACUGAAAAGAAUGCAAAGGUUGCCAUAGACAUAAGCAAGGCCAGGAAGAAGAGCAGCAUCAUAAAUGUUAAAGUAACAGUGCCUGUUCUCACCAGCUGCUGCAGGAUUUUUUUCCUGUAGAAUUUCUGCCUAAAUACCUGGGAUGCUAAAGGAGUGCAGAACUGAGCUGUUGUUGCUCAGAUGACAUUGCCUUUUAAGGCUGUUCCUUGACAGCCUGAGGUUUUUUUUCCCUUCCCGUUUCAUCCAGCUUGAACUCCAAGAAAGCUGGGAACUUACCUUUCUCCCUGUUUGAACUGUAAGUGAUUAAUUACAGACCCCAAGAAUGGGUUCCUUGCCUAUCUCUCGUGUUUAAAUUGCCUUCCAGGAUUUUGUGAGGCUAAGGAGCCUCUUCCGAUUUUACAGCUGACUGUGCCUUGGUUAAGUCUCUCGGUUUUCUUGGGAGCUGCAUCUGAUCCAUAAUGAACUUUAGGAACAAAUUAAACAGGAUUUGCUGGCCCUGACUCUUCUGCCACUGCCUGAAAACAAGACAGUGUUGAUUUUAGCAGUGUAGGAAGAUGAAGUGUGAUGAAACAGAGUGUUUGGAUGGGGAGAGAUGCUGCUAUUCUGAAACCCUGCUCUCCCCAUCCCACCCCAGAAGUGGGGCACAGAGAGAGCCCGCAGCUGGUGCCUUUGGCCACGUUGUAUCAGACAGAGGAUAAGCCGUGGAAUAUCCAGCAAUUGCACUGGCAAAGAAUCCAGAAGCCCUGGUUCUGAGCCAAGGCAAGCCUGUACUUCGUGCUGGACAGGGUGCCUACUCUGAAUUACUUAUAAGCAGGGACAGGGUGAGGAAAGAGGAGAGGGCUUACAGGAUCGAUUAGGCAGUAUUGUUAUGUCUAAGCAAGGAGAAGAUGAUGCUUUUUGGGCCGGGGAGGGGCAGAGUUCAGGAGCAGAGUUUCCACCCAGAAAUACCAUGAAGAUCUGAAAGAUUUUUGGUAUAAGCACAUGUGAAGGGAGAGGUGAGGGAUGAAGCAAGUGGUUUGGAUAAGAGAAAGAACCAGAGAAAAAAAAUCUACAUUCUCUUAAUGGCUGUGCUGGCAAAUAAUAAUUGGUACUGGUGACCAGUACCAUCGGGCUUAGGGUUCAAAAAAAAAGAGGGGAAAGACAGAAGGAAAAACAUAAGGACUGCUUCCCCUCUCCACACACUCGUUACUGGCUGGUGCUUUCUCACUCAUGGCCCUCCCAGUAGCAUAGGAGGAGAUAUGGGGCUGGCAAAGAGCAUCAGCUUCUACUCUGUGCUACGUCUUCUGCCUGAGCAUACCCCACAUAACUCAGCUUCCGUGAGCACUGGGAGAAGGAGCAGGCUGGGACAAUGAGCAGGAUGGAUGUGCUGACAAGCGUCUGCCCCUUCCACACUGCCCCACCUUUCCCACAUCACCAUCAGUUUUGGCUGGAGUGAGGCUGACUGUAGAGGCUGGCAAAGCUCUCUGCUUGCCACGGUGUUUUUUCUACAGGGGAGAAGCACCUCUCUGGUCUCUCUGACUUGUUUCUCAUGGUGUGGGGUGCUGACAGAGUCUUGGUGCAGCUGGUAGGGAGAGCAGCUCCCCCCACACCCUCUUCUUUCUCCCUGGCAUUCAGCUGUAUUGGACGGUGUCUGUUUUUAGCAAAAGUCGCAGAUUCAACAGCUGAGCUGAUUUUCCAAAGGGACAUAUAAAACAAACAGCCUGCCAUCUGCUCUAUUGUCCUGGAAUAGCGGCUUGGAGAGUGGGGGAGAGGGAAGGAGGGGAAUGAGAGGAAUGAGAAGGGGACUGGGGGGGAGA
Messenger RNA from Motacilla alba alba, 7101 nucleotides. RefSeq names its product MFNG O-fucosylpeptide 3-beta-N-acetylglucosaminyltransferase (gene MFNG). Gene Ontology annotation, cellular component: membrane. The record is from RefSeq and is a predicted model, not a curated record. The transcript is spliced from 8 exons. The coding region runs from base 31 to 1083 and encodes 350 amino acids. NCBI's taxonomy places the organism in Eukaryota, Metazoa, Chordata, Aves, Passeriformes, Motacillidae. Gene Ontology annotation, biological process: regulation of Notch signaling pathway. Gene Ontology annotation, molecular function: O-fucosylpeptide 3-beta-N-acetylglucosaminyltransferase activity.